AUGACGAGCGACGACCAGUUCUUCUUUGAUUAUCUCGCCUCGAUCCCAAAUGACGUAAAGCGAUACUCGGCUCAGGUCGCGGAGGCCAUCGACCGUCAUGUCGACCACGCUGCGUUAGUAGUUCGAGACGCGCUUUCGCGCUACUUUCCCGAUGCUAUCAGGCCAACUACGAAUGAGAUUCAUAUUCUUCGCCCCCCUCCUCCCCGAUCGCUGGGUGAGCGCAUAUACGACUGGAUGGUGCGGAAUCGAGCAUGGACCGCUGCGAUCAUAGCUUUCUUCGGGACCGGCAGCCUUCUGGUACUUGGCAGUAAAGCCCUUGAAACGAGGAAAAGAAGAGCCAAGAGAGCGGGUAAUGGCGCACGAAAGGAGAUAGUCGUUGUCGCUGGGUCUCCUCACGAGCCCAUGACGAGGUCGAUAGCCGCUGAUCUCGAACGUCGCGGCUUUAUUGUAUAUGUGACUGUCUUCUUUGAAGAGGAGGAACACAUUGUUCAAUCAGAGAACCGAUCGGAUAUCCGGGCUCUACAUCUCGACUUGACGACAACGCCGUCGUCGCCCUCUGGGAUCCAUCCUUCUCUUAAUACGAUACACUCCCUUAUUAGUCAACCGCAAUACCCCAUCCCCGGGGUUCAACCACACACCUGCCAACUCAGUGGCUUAAUCCUUCUCCCUUCUUUAAAUUAUCCGACAGGACCAGUACCCACCAUCCCAGCAUCAAGCUGGGCGGACACUGUCAACACGCGUCUCCUAACGCCAAUAUUGAUAACACAAAUGUUCCUUCCUCUUCUUACUCACCGGAAUACCAGCAGCACCAUCCUUUUCCUCUAUCCGUCGAUCUCAUCCUCCCUCUCAGCACCAUUUGCGGGGCCUGAAGUCGCGGUGACGCGCGCGCUCUCAGGCUUUGCUACUUCACUCCGUCAAGAAUUGCGUUUGCUGCAAUUUUCUAAUGGCUCGCCAUGCAAUAUUGAUGUCGUCGAGUUGAAGCUCGGCAAUAUCGAUCUUGGCCCUCAGUAUCGAUCGGCGCAUGGCCAGGUUGCUGGCACUGAUAUCUUGUCAUGGAGUCCACAGCAGCGGGCUUUGUAUGGUCCAUCAUACAUGUCCAGCAUUGAGCAGAGGCCAGUCGCGUCGGCCGGACCCAGCGCAAUCCGAGGGUCGCCAGCGCGAAAUCUGCACUAUGCGAUUUUCGACUCUUUGGCUCCCGCGCCAAAAUCUAUCUUUGGCAAGAAGAAGCGAAAGAAGCCUGUCGUGUACGUUGGACGCGGCGCCCGUACGUACGGCAUCAUCGGAGAUUGGGUUCCUAGCAGCCUGGUUGGGUGGAUGCUUGGGCUUGGAAAGCCUCGCCACUCCGUUGCAAGUUCGGAUGGUUCAGGAAGCGGCACUAGCAGCGAGACCGGAUGGGAAAAGGUCUAA
Messenger RNA from Rasamsonia emersonii CBS 393.64, 1407 nucleotides. RefSeq lists its product as uncharacterized. The record is from RefSeq and is a predicted model, not a curated record. Lineage: Eukaryota; Fungi; Ascomycota; Eurotiomycetes; Eurotiales; Trichocomaceae. The transcript is spliced from 4 exons. Bases 1 to 1407 code for a protein of 468 amino acids.